Lagopus muta (rock ptarmigan) is the source of this 4454-nucleotide messenger RNA. It is a transcript of the gene RBM43, whose product is annotated as RNA binding motif protein 43. Lineage: Eukaryota; Metazoa; Chordata; Aves; Galliformes; Phasianidae. Bases 113 to 1141 code for a protein of 342 amino acids. The record is from RefSeq and is a predicted model, not a curated record. The transcript is spliced from 4 exons. Gene Ontology annotation, molecular function: RNA binding.
CCGGCCCUCACCUUUCGCUUUCGUUUCUCUCCGGCCGGGCCCGGCGAUCGGCAGCCGAGACGCGGGCGGUGCUCCAGAAACCGCCCGCCCUCCGGACGGCGACGCCUCGGACAUGGGACAGGCUGCUAAAUCAGCAAGGACCAUCGUCAUCUCUGGUGUUCCAGAUGGUGUUCUGAACGAUGAUGUCAUGAGUGACAUUCUGGUGAUCCAUUUCCAAAAGGCAAAGAAUAAUGGUGGAGAUGUGGAAGAAGUGAAAUAUCCAACAAGGGAAAAAGGAGUUGCAUAUAUAACUUUUGAAGAUCAAGAAGUUGUAGAGAGUGUUCUACAGAAGAAUGAGCAUCGACUAGAAGACAGGAGGCUGCCCAGAUACUAUCCUCUGAAAGUCACCCCUUACUGUGAAAAUGUCUUCAGCUCUGUCACAGCUGUCCUCGAUAUGUCUGUUUUCAAAGAUAAAUUUGUUUUGGAGGAUCUAGUACAAGAACUUAAAAAGAAGAGCACAGCUUUGAGCUUUGGUUCUUUGCAAUCCAAUGGGCAUAUUUCUGUUCAAGGGUCAUUUCCAACAAUCAAACGGCUAAGAGACUUUCUUUUACUAAAAGCAAAAUCCCUCUCGGAGGAUAAAAAUGAAGCAAGUAAGUCCCAUCAGAGACCAAAGAAGAGGCUGAACAAACACACACUCAGCAGAGAGGUGAAUAAUUGUGGUCAUGAUGCUGAAGGGGAAAAGCAAGUGGUUGUUCUUGACACGGAUAUAUACCACUAUAUGAAGUGCUUCUUUGCCAAGGAACUCCUCGCAAAUGCUGAUGUUGUGAUUUCUGACAUCACUGAUGGUGAUAUAACUACACUGCAUCUUCAGAAGGGCAGAAACAGGCCUGAUAGCGGCCAAGUAUUAAGAGUCAAGGAGAAAAUUGAAAAUCUGUCUAUCAAACUUCUUAACAGUUUACGUAAAGAAAGGAUCGGCUUUGAGAAGUGCACCAGAGAUAAGAAGAAAUACAGAUCGGUGUGUGAAAGUGUAAGAUCCCGCUACCCCGAUGUUUUGGUUAUUCCUUAUGAUACUCAUAUUGAUGUGAUAGGGAGUUCUUCUGCAGUUUUUGAAUUUACACAGGAAGUGAACAAAAAGGUUCAGAGCCCGUUUCAAAACAGGUAGAAAGAUAGCAUUCAUGUUUGUUGCACAUUGCGCUUGUAGUGAGCUGUUCUGGUGCAAACUUUCGUGUCACUUCAGGUCUGCCUCAUUUCUCCUACAUGCAGUCUGGGAAUGCUGCGCAUCAGGAUGAAAAAGCCCAUUCCUCCCCAGAUACCAAAUAAAGUUCAGAGCAAGGAACAAAUGAUCUUUGUAUCUCUGGUGAGCUUCAAGAUGGAAGAAAUGAAGUUUCUUCCGUCCAGACAGAGACACAUUCUUCCUUUCAUUUGCUGCAUUCUGGCCACAUGCACUCUUGUCUUGCUGUCAUGGAGCUUAUGAUGUGAAAAGAAGAAUUUUUGAAGAUUUUUCUUUAGCAUAAGAAAUGGUAACUGUAAAGCUGAGUGAACCAACCUGGUAUGAAAUCCUGCACAGAAAUUCACGUGUUUCUUUGUGCAGGGAGAUGACCACUGAAGAUAGGACUGGUGGCUUGCUGCUGCUGCCCUUAUCUGCAGAAGAAAGCUCUUGUUGAGAUGCACAGAGGUAGAACUUUAGUACUUGAGAAGAUGGAAUGCUUGAUAAAUCUGUAGGCUUCUCAUGUCCUGAAAAAGGCCUUACAAGCUGGCACCAGAAGUUCCUGAGAGAAGAAACUGAAUUUGUCUUUGUAGGAGCAAUAGCAGGUUUUUAUCCAGUAGUAACAGCAGCUGCAGCGUCCCUGGACAGCAUGUUACUUAGACAUGGAAGUAUAUCCAUAAUUUUGAUGUAAAAUCUUGGCACAUUUAAACUUUUAAAUCAUACCCUAUUUAUACAGUUCUUAGGCCCAACGUGGGAAUAGUUUUUCUGAUCUAAAUCAUCUAGUGGUGUAGAUACACCAGAUAGGAGUAGUCCUUUUUUUUUCCUGUGCAAAACUGAUAAGUUAAUGCAAUAACUAGUAGUUGUAACUGAGAACAGGAACACCUUUAUCCUAUUAAUGCUUUCCAGUUGUGUUUUCCAGACCGUGUCAGAGGUUCAGACUGUGGAGAUUUCUGCCAUCUCCUGUAAGGACAGGACAGCCUGAUGAAGACUUAGUGUUAAUUACUUUCUAAAUUGAAUGCCUUAGAACACUGAAUAUUUCUUUUGUUAGCAGCUGUACACAUUUUCAGUUUUUGAUAGGUCGAGGUAUGCAUAUAGUUUUAAAAAACAUCCUUAAGUCUACUGUUUGGACUUGUGUCUGCCUUGCUCUUUGCUUUCAUUUCUAGAGUUAAGUGCCUGGAGUUAAAACUGAGUGCUCACUACAGAAUUCCAUCUGAUUCACGCGUUAAAAUGGAGUGCUGUAAAAGUUCAGCCUCAUUCACUGAGAUUGGGGAUCAAGGCAGUCCACAGGAACGUGACAGCUUAGAGCAUGUGUUUUAAAGUUAAACCUUUUCCAUGGAGAUCCAUUAUUAGUCCAAAUUUGCACCCUUUUGUGAUCUUUUUAGAAAGCCAAGUUGAAAGUGUGUUUUGUGAUUUCAGAACGUGCAGAUUGCUAACACUUGCAGACCAUUAGUUCUUAUACAGGAAAACCUUAUGAAAUGGAAUGUAUGAUCCUAUUAAAGAAAUGUGUUUCAAAAUGCUUUGUGUUCUUUAAGCAACUCCUAGACUUUUAGUUGGAAGCUCAUCAUGCUUAAGGCAUUUUCUUGUCGUGACUGAUUACCCACUGCAGUUAUGCCAACGAAAGAUAAAAGUGGUUAAACUAGUACCAGUGCUGUGUUUUAAAAUACACUGUCAAAGUGGGAGGAUGAUGAGCUGAAGUGAUGUGCUGAACUGGGAGGGAGGAGUGCUAAAAGGCUUAUAUCUAUGCCAGAUUCCUGUGUAGCAGUAGUACAUGCAGAGGCUGGAGGGGGGCAGGGCAGAGUGCCCAGAGCCUGGUCUGGUAGGGCCCCUCCUGCUCCCCGCUGACCAAACCUUGCCCUUUUUUAGUGCUCCCCACAGAGCUUAAGCAAGGAUGGGAUGUUUUUUGACCUCAUAAAGGAGAGAAUUCUCCAUGAAGGUCAGAGCUUUAAUGAAAUGAGUUCUCUUUUCUAAUGUCUGUGUUGACCUUCCAUUCUCCUUUCUGCAGAGUCUCGGUGUUGGGGUUUUUGAUUCCUAGAGUUUCCUAUGCACUUGCAGAAAUGCUUAGGGCUCAUAAACCAGCAGCACUGAUCUCAGUCAGAAUACCAGCAGGUCAGGAAAGGGAUGAAUCCAUUGAGUCAACUUUGACAGCAGCACUGGUAGAGGUACUGCUCACUCCUUGUUGUCUGGGUUUUAGGUCAAAACCUCAAAGUCCUUUAAAGACUGCAGUUGAAUAAAACUUUUAUUGCUGUUUUACAGCAGUUGUCACAGCUCCUCUUCAGAUUCACUGGUCCAUCAGCCCAUUGUCAGCUGAGCAUUCGGGCCACCAGGUGCACUGCCACCAGCACUGCCUUGUUUCCUGGGGUGUCUCAUCUGCUGCCUCUGGUCCCACACCUGGAUGUCAUUUCUUUAGAGUAAAUUGGGAUGUGAGUCCAUGGUGGACCAGCACAUACCAUCUAUUGUUAUGCUCCUGAUCUCUGGGGCUGCUAGUUUAGGUGGGUUUUGCAGCAGCACUGCAUUGGAAUACCUCACUUUUCUCAUCUCUGGUGGUUCCUUGUGGCCCAGCAAGGGCAGGGCUCAAAGCAAGCAUCCCACACAGGGUCAGUGCUGGUAGCCAAGGGGCUGUGGUACGUGCUGUGACUGCCUGAGCUGCUCUUUUAGAUGUAACUCCACACAGCAACCUUCUUUUUCAGCAGGUGAAAACAUGCACUGUGGUCCACCAGGAUAGAGCCAUGUUUGCUGUAAGAUAUAAACAGCGUUUCAGCAGAAUAACCUUGUAAGUGAAAUGUAUUCCUUCCAUCAUAACGCAGUCGCUGUGGAAAAAAAAUAGAUGUUCAGCAAAAAAAAGAAAGUUUGAUUUUUUCCUUAGUGCUGACACAUAAACAAAUACAGCAAAGCAGACUGGUGUUAGGUCUGGUAAGAGGCUUGCCAGCUAUUAUUCUCACGGUCACUUUUUAUGGCAAGCAAAGCACUGUUAUAACUUGAGCUCCACUCAAAAAAGGGAUUUAAUAUUUGUGUAUAUUGCAAAAUAUCUGGGAAAGCGUAUCAGAUGCAAUUCCUGGAUCUAAACCAUCAGUGCUGACUCAGUAUUCUCAGCACCAGAUUUGCACUUUUAAUUUGAAAAGAGAAUUCACUCCUGGGAGCUCAACAAAAUAUUUGUCCUUAUUGCUGUGCCGACGCUUGCUGCCCUUUACCAGAUGGGGAAAUGUAACAGUUCAUGGAGUAAAAAAAUACAAUGCCUAAUUUUGUCUGAAGGCACAGUUCUCACUGACAU